Messenger RNA from Erpetoichthys calabaricus (reedfish), 2094 nucleotides. RefSeq lists its product as uncharacterized. Gene Ontology annotation, molecular function: serine-type endopeptidase activity. NCBI's taxonomy places the organism in Eukaryota, Metazoa, Chordata, Cladistia, Polypteriformes, Polypteridae. Gene Ontology annotation, biological process: proteolysis. The record is from RefSeq and is a predicted model, not a curated record. The transcript is spliced from 5 exons. The coding region runs from base 53 to 1888 and encodes 611 amino acids.
AGUGAACUGAGCUGACAAGAGUGGCCUUUUGGGAUAAAAACAGUUGUUAGAGAUGUGCCCCCUGCUGGUGAUGGCACUUGGUCUCUGCCUGCUCCACGCUGAAACUGCGUCUAUUCCGUCAGCUAUUCAGAGGCCACAACCACCUUAUGAUGCUCCCCCAACUUUUGUCCAUAAAGCUCCAGAGCAGAAUCCUCCUGCCCCCAUCCUGCCAGCCCCUGCACCAGAGCAAAGCCUUAACCAGCAGGGCCAGCCAUCAUUACUGCCUGCCAUGAGCCCAAAUAAACAGCUGGCUAGUGCUUUUAAACCCAAUAGCUUUGAAAAUCUGAAGCCCCUCGGCCCAACAGGCCUCUCCCAAAAGCCGGCGUCUUUACCAAUCAAGCUGAACUUUUCAGCAACUGAUAAUAGGAUCAGAGAAAUCAGCCUUGUGCGAGGAGAGAACAGUCGCCUGGGUGUGGUGGCACUACCCUCUAGCCCAGUUAUUGACAAGACCACACAGGUUAUUGUCCCGGUCAUGGACCCACCCAUGCCUGAACAUCUCAGUGAGGCCAUACCCAAGGAGAGCUCUCCUCCAAAUCUCUUGACCAAGCCCCAAUUCCAAAUACCAGCUGGCAUCAGCGACAGCAGCCCCUGGAAUCAAGGCGCUUUGCACCAUCCCACUCCCUUCACCGUGCUGGUCCAGGAUAUCCCCCUGUGGAUGCUGUCGGAGAACAACUCCCUGCGGAGGCGAGCACUCCCGGUUCAGGCGGACCACGGGGUGCCACUCGACGGGCCCCUCUAUAAGCAGGUCAUGGACGCCAUUCCCGUCGCCACCUUUCUGCAGAAGCAAACGUUUUAUAUCAAGCUUGCCGCAUUCCUCAUCCAGCAGAAGAAUGGUGAGCAGCCUCUGCUCGUGGUGCAGCCUUCGCAACUCAUUCUGCUUCCUGCUGAAAUUGAGAGCAUGUCCCUUGACCAGUCUACCACCAUCUCCAAUAAACAGCUGCCCUUCCUCAUCGGGGUUGACAACCCAGGGGAGAAUAGAGUGACACACAUGAAGAAGAAGCAGGCUGCCCCCACUCCAGAUGAGUCUGACUUUCCACAGCAGGCUCUUCCUGUGCCCAACAUGUCCCUGGACCAGCUUCUUCCAGGUUGCCUCACUGUACCGCAAGAGGUGGACAAUGUGAUUCAGGUCAACUACCUUGUCAAGCUGGCGUACAUGAAAGUGAACGUGGAGACCUGCGUAGGGAGCAUUCUCAAUGAGAAGUGGGUGCUGAUAGCGGCUCAUUGCAUCUACUUAAACAAAGCUCAGUCUGAUGAGUCUGUGAUCCUCGGCCCCAAGCCCAUAAAGGAGCAGAAGAUGUUGAGCAUUAGCGACGGAUCACAGCUCCUGACUGUUGGCAAGUACAUCGUCCAUGAGGACUACCAUGUCAACUCAAAAGGCUUCCCAGUCAAUGAUGUGGCCCUGCUGAAGCUGGAGCAGUCCAUCUCCUUCAGCCCGCUGUCAAGGCCUGUCUGUAUUCCUAGCAGAGAGAUGGAGAGCAAACUGCAUCCAGACACAUGUGUUGUGGUGGACUGGGACUUCAGCCACAGCAGAGGGUCUUCCAAGCCCAUCCUGAGACCAGUGACUCCCCUCAGCAGCUGUGCAGACAUCUCAGUGGAGCUCAGUCAGGCUGCGGUUUGCUCCAUUUAUGACUCCAGCAUGGGAAACUGCCCGGGAGAUAGUGGAGGUCCUCUCUUCUGCAACCACAAACUCUACAGUCUACCUAUCAACAUUGGCCUGGCCUCCUUUGGGACCCCUUCUAAGAAAGAACUAUCCAGCUGCAGGUUGAACGUUGACAUUGUGGGGCAAACUCACAUCAGCCAGUACUUCAACUGGAUCAUUGAAUCGAUGAUCGAAAAUGGGUUUGACUGAUUGCGGUCAGCAGUGUGUACAUCAGGUUGUAGUGUAAUGUGUGGGAGGUGGCAUCACUCCACUGUUUAUUCUAAUUGUUCAGUCCUCGUGUUCCUCAAAUGAGAUGCUGAAGGAGUGGACCAUAGUUCUCCUCUGCAUGCUCACGAGGCACCACUGAAUGAUCUGACUGUUCUGCUCUUUCUUCUUCUUCUUCUUAAAGGUUGUCG